UUCUCAGCCACAUUCUCCAAAAUUAAAACGAUGAAAAAGUAACAUCUGCUAACAGAUACUGGAUGAAACCGUGGAGAAAACCACACAAUAAAAAAUUUUCACAUGAGUUACUGAACAGCUGUUUCUUCAACGCGCUCAGUAAAAACAAAUUGGCGUGAACAGAAAUACACUAUACAAUCAAAAAUAACAAUUACAACUGGAACUUAAAACUCUGGGAUACAGCAUAGGAAGUGGAGAGGAAAAGCAAUGACGUCUUCAACUUAUCCCCCACUUAGGUAACUCAUAAUAUUGGGGGCAAGUGUUUGUAAUCCUAAUAGACUCUGACCCUAACCUAUGGCUCGCGUAUUUUGAGUAACCGUACUUAUGGCUUCGGGUUUCGGAACAACUUCUAAAACAUGCCAGAGGCUAUCGUGGCUAGCGAAGAGGUAUUAUUCAGAACAAGCUCUGCCGAAAAUAACAACGCACUAUACCAUCGUACCAAGAGAUAGUGACCCACGCUGGAAAGAUGUCAAUAUGGAACGCUAUGUUGAUGAGACAGACAUCCUCAUUGUUGGAGGUGGUCCAGCCGGAAUGUCUGCGGCAAUCCGCCUAAAACAGCUCGCAGAAAAAAGUGGAAAGGAGCUACGAGUAACUCUUGUAGAGAAAGCUGCAGAGAUAGGAGGGCAUAUUCUAUCUGGAGCAUGCAUUGAACCUGUAGCCCUUGAUGAACUUAUACCAGACUGGAAGGAAAAGGGAGCACCUCUUAAUACACCUGUUAAGGAAGACAAAUUUGCAUACCUUACAGAGAAAGGGAGGAUACCAGUCCCCAUCUUCAGCUGGAUGCCAAUGUACAAUCAUGGCAACUAUGUUGUCAGGCUGGGUCAUGUUGUUCGUUGGCUUGGGGAGCAGGCUGAGCAACUUGGUGUUGAAAUGUAUCCUGGGUAUGCAGCUUCAGAACUGCUGUUCCAUGAAGAUGGUAGCCUUAAGGGUGUUGCUACAAAUGAUGUAGGAAUAGCAAAAGAUGGUUCACCUAAGGAAACUUUUGAGCGUGGUAUGGAACUGCAUGCAAAGUGCACACUCUUUGCAGAAGGUUGCCAUGGGCAUUUAUCAAAGCAACUUUUUAAUAAAUACAAGCUACGUGAAAAUUGUGAAGCACAGACGUACGGCAUUGGAUUGAAGGAAGUAUGGGAAAUUGUACCAGAGAAACAUAAACCAGGCACUGUUGAACAUACUAUUGGAUGGCCAUUGGAUCGGCAUACGUAUGGUGGCUCAUUCCUGUAUCACCUUAAUGAACCAUCUCCUUUGGUCGCAGUUGGUUUUGUUAUUGGCUUAGACUAUACAAAUCCAUACAUAAGUCCCUUUAGGGAAUUUCAGAGGUUUAAACAACAUCCAUCUGUCAGACCCACAUUUGAAGGAGGAAAAAGGAUAGCCUAUGGUGCAAGAGCUUUGAAUGAAGGUGGAUUUCAAGCAGUACCAAAGCUAACAUUUCCUGGUGGAUGCCUUAUUGGUUGCGCUGCAGGCUUCUUAAAUGUUCCUAAAAUAAAGGGUACUCACUAUGCGAUGAAAAGUGGUAUGCUUGCUGCAGAAAGUAUCUUUGAGGCACUUGAUGAAACAUCGGAAACAACAGGCAUUGAACCAAAAUCUUAUGAGGAUAAAAUUAAGAAUAGUUGGAUUUGGUCAGAUUUAAAAAGUGUAAGAAAUAUACGCCCAUCAUUCCAUAAUCCAUUGGGAUUAUAUGGAGGGUUAAUGUACUCUGGCUUCAGUUUGGUGAUUGGAGGCCGAGAACCGUGGACAUUCAGUCAUGGUGAUCCUGACUGGAAACGACUGAAACCAGCUUCAGAAUGCAAGCCUGUGGAGUACCCUAAACCAGAUGGUGAAGUGAGUUUUGACUUGCUAACAUCAGUAGCUCUGACUGGAACUAAUCAUGAAGGUGACCAACCACCACACCUGACAUUGCGUGAUGAUACAGUGCCUGUUAAACGAAAUCUUGCCAUUUUUGAUGGUCCUGAGGGUCGCUUUUGUCCAGCAGGAGUGUAUGAAUUUGUUCCACUUGAAGAUGGCACUGGGCAGAGAUUGCAGAUAAAUGCACAAAACUGCAUCCACUGCAAAACUUGUGACAUUAAAGACCCAAGCCAGAACAUCAAUUGGGUGGUACCAGAAGGUGGUGGUGGACCAGCUUAUGAUGGAAUGUAAAUGCAGAGUACCACAUGGCAUCAUGCAGAGUCAGCAUCUUUUCAUCAAAGAUUACUGGUUAUCCGGUUAAAAUAAAUCACAUGCCUGUGUUUUUCUUUAUUUAUCUGACAUUUUUUUCAUUGUAUUGAGUUUUUGGCUUAUGACUUUAUGUUUAACUGAUCGGUGACUUUUGUGGCAUGAUUCUCACACUGAUAAUUAUAAUGUGUCAUUGCUUGUAAUCGUAUCAUUGUCAGUUCAAUAUAAUAUUACAUCUAAUGAAGUAUUUAUACAGAAAUAAUGAAAGUGAUCAUGUAUUUGCAGUGAUUCUUUAAACUCAAUUCAAACUGAGUUAAAUGAACAAUAAUUCAUUUGAAUAAUUUAUGACACAAAGAAACCUAAGCAACUUCUUCAACAUCUUUACAGUCAGCUUGUUAUCUUACAGAGUCAAAAUUUACUGGUAUUGGUCACUCUGAAGAUCAACAACAGAUUCCUACAGAAUGUUGAAUCAGACUACUUGUGAUUUCAGUGUAUGACCCUCUACAACGCACGAACCUGCAUGAUGCCAGCUUUGACUUCUUGCCUACAAAUCAGUACAAAUGAGCAACUGGUGCAAUAGAAUUAAUAAACUGUUAACCUCUUCACAA
Molecule: messenger RNA, 2795 nt
Organism: Schistocerca piceifrons (Central American locust)
Lineage: Eukaryota; Metazoa; Arthropoda; Insecta; Orthoptera; Acrididae
Gene: Etf-QO
Product: electron transfer flavoprotein-ubiquinone oxidoreductase, mitochondrial
Exons: 11
Coding region: 364-2172 (602 amino acids)
Biological process (GO): electron transport chain
Cellular component (GO): mitochondrial inner membrane
Molecular function (GO): iron-sulfur cluster binding; electron-transferring-flavoprotein dehydrogenase activity
Source: RefSeq, a predicted model, not a curated record